UCCAACGUUACCUGUCUCCCUUCUUAUAGCUGGGCAUCAAACAGCAAAAGCCAAAACCCAUGUAUCGUCGCUGCAAUCCUGCAGACAGUCUGCAAUGAUGGGGUUUUCACUGUCAACAGCCUUCCUGAUGGCUAUCACUACAUCGGCCCAAGGCAGAAUGAUCCGUCCACUCAAAAUGUUUGCAUCUGUAGCACGCCCGUAUACGAGCUUAUGUCCGCGUGCGCCGAUUGCCAGAAUAGGACAUUCAUAAGUUGGUCUGCUUGGAGUCUAUAUUGUACAAACUUCCCCGGUAUCCAGGAAGGGAUCUAUAAUUCUUCGAUCCCACGGUCAACAGCGAUUCCUCAGUGGGCGUUCGAAAAGCCUUCGCAAAAUAAUGACCUGUAAUCAUCCGUUUCUGGUGCCCUGUUGACUGAUCAAGGCUGACAUUGGUAUGGUUCUUCAGAUACAACAGCA
Messenger RNA from Cantharellus anzutake, 453 nucleotides. RefSeq lists its product as uncharacterized. The record is from RefSeq and is a predicted model, not a curated record. The annotation marks the transcript as partial. The transcript has 8 exons. NCBI's taxonomy places the organism in Eukaryota, Fungi, Basidiomycota, Agaricomycetes, Cantharellales, Hydnaceae.